GCGCUAGUGAAGCCGGUCACUGUGAAUGUUGGACGAGCGGGAGCCGCGAGCUUAAACGUUGUGCAGGAGGUAUGCUACGUGAAGCAUGAGACAAAGAUUCCUGAGCUGUUGGAAGCUCUUCAAAAGACUCCUCCACCUGUGAUAAUCUUUGCUGAGCGGAAGCAAGAUGUGGAUGCGAUUCACGAGUAUCUCUUGCUGAAGGGUGUGGACGCGGUGUCGAUUCACGGUGGCAAGGACCAAGAGGAGAGGGUAGCGGCUGUCAAAAUGUUCCGCGAACAUCAGCGUGAUGUUCUUGUCGCCACUGAUGUGGCGAGCAAGGGUCUUGAUUUUCCAGAGAUUAUGCAUGUCAUUAACUAUGACAUGCCAGAGGAUAUUGAAAAUUAUGUACACAGGAUUGGUCGUACAGGCCGAGGGAAGCAGAAGGGUUUGGCAACCACCUUCAUCAACAAGAGUGUGAACGAGUCAACCCUACUGGACUUAAAGCACCUGCUCAUAGAGGCGCGACAGCCGGUGCCAGACUUCCUGCUGGAGCUCUCUGCCGAUAACGUGGAUGAGCAUUUGGUGGGCGUGAGUGGUGAUGAGGUGGGCUGUGCUUACUGCGGAGGCCUUGGACAUCGCAUCACACAUUGUCCCAAGUUGGAGGCUGAGCAGAAUAAGGCGGCUGUGGGAAUGAGUCGGAAGGACUACCUCUCCUUUGCCGACUACUAG
Molecule: messenger RNA, 708 nt
Organism: Hydatigera taeniaeformis
Lineage: Eukaryota; Metazoa; Platyhelminthes; Cestoda; Cyclophyllidea; Taeniidae
Source: the annotation of a GenBank genome assembly